Penicillium angulare is the source of this 564-nucleotide messenger RNA. RefSeq lists its product as uncharacterized. NCBI's taxonomy places the organism in Eukaryota, Fungi, Ascomycota, Eurotiomycetes, Eurotiales, Aspergillaceae. The transcript has a single exon. The record is from RefSeq and is a predicted model, not a curated record. The coding region runs from base 1 to 564 and encodes 187 amino acids.
AUGCAACCACGUAUGUGCUACGACGAUGCCACCUGGGAAGAAAGCGAGGAAUUUGCCGAUACUUGGGUGCGCAAGUUUUUCAACCCCGACAUCUCCACACCGAUCGGAAACUUUCUCUCCGGACACCAGAACCCAGGUGAUGCCAUUUCCUUUGAUAUCUUGGGAAAGAGCUACUUUCAUAUUGCCCUUUGGAUGAUCUACGAAACAGGUCCCGCCGGUGUCAUACGCAUUCCUCUUCCAGGUGCUAUAAUGUUUCCUGAAGAGGAGCAGCGGUAUGAGGUGGCCAUUAUGCGGUAUCCUUAUGACCAAACUUCAAUACGGGUGCCUUUUAUUUAUCAACAGGGCUCUAAGAGAUCUCGUCCACUAGAGCUGGGUCCUUAUAUUAUUUUAUCUCAUCUCAAACACCAAAGAAACAAUGCAAUUCACUCUGCCGAUGAUUGCCGACGGAAGUUCAUUGCAAGAUUUCUCUUCCGCAAAUUAGCACAGAAGUGCCAGCUUACGCAGCGAUGGGAAGCAUCCAUAAAGGCCCCUUCAAAAUCUGGGGCGAUGAUUUCGCCUAGGUAA